This is a messenger RNA of Orbicella faveolata, 776 nucleotides long. RefSeq lists its product as uncharacterized. Lineage: Eukaryota; Metazoa; Cnidaria; Anthozoa; Scleractinia; Merulinidae. The record is from RefSeq and is a predicted model, not a curated record.
AGAUGCUUUUAUCCUUCAUAAUAGGAAAACUACACAUCUGUCGCUGCCGUAUCAAGCUUGGUGGAUUUGCCUUAAGGUUUCGUCAUUAUGGUGGACGGGUUUUCGAUUUCGAGUGAUUUUUAAGGCGGUCACUCGGUUUACAAAGACAUUGUGAACGGUUUUCCGGUUUCCAGUAGGCCCCAGUGCCCUCCCGCAACCCUGUACUGUUAUGUGUGACGAUCACUCCCCAAGCAAGGUCAAGAUCUUUUCAAAAGCAGUGUUACUUCUCAGAUUUCGAAAGCGUUUUUAGCUGAACACUCUUCGGUCAAAAGUUCGCGUCUAAAUCUUAAAGUUUUUUUAAUCGAUAAUAUUCAAACAGGUUGAAUUUCAACUACUCUACGACAAACGGAUGGCAGCAUUGUUAUUCACGCUCGCUUUUAUAUUACUUUUGCAUCAAGCUCUGGGUCUCGACUGUUGGGGUUGUUACUCGAAUAAGUCAUGGGCCGACUGCGAAAACAAUCUGGUAUCGAGGUUUUGUGACGAUCAUCCAGAUUGGGUUUGCAAGACAAUAGUUAUUACAAAAACCAGAUACGGAAGCGCUGAGACCUACUACAUGAAGGAGUGUGGGCCGCGUGAAGAGUGUGACGCAGCGCGAUGCAACGUGGAAAUGCGUAACACAACGCAUCGAUGCCAGUUAGAGUGCUGUUGUCAUGACAACUGCAACACGGGGGUUCUCUUGCCAAUGGCUACUGAAGCAGGCGUUGUUUGAAAGCACAGACCUUGCAUAAUACUUCCUA